Molecule: messenger RNA, 843 nt
Organism: Struthio camelus australis
Lineage: Eukaryota; Metazoa; Chordata; Aves; Struthioniformes; Struthionidae
Source: RefSeq, a predicted model, not a curated record
AUGGCGGUGGGCACCCUGGACCACCCCCUGCUCCCAGCCGCCUUCGUCCCCGGCGCGGAGGGGAGCGCGGGGACGCGGGGGCUCUGGGAGGCCAAGCGGAAGCUGGAUCUGGAGGGUCCCGGCCAGCCGUGCCGCCCCGAGUUUCGCACGCCCAAGGGCAAGGGCAGGACCCUGGCCCAGGUCCCCAGCCCGAGGACUCCCAAGUCCCCCGGCGAGAAGACGCGCUACGACACCUCGCUGGGGCUGCUCACCAAGAAGUUCAUCCACCUGCUCAGCGAGUCGGCCGACGGCGUCCUGGACCUCAACCGCGCCGCCGAGGUGCUCGAAGUGCAGAAACGGCGCAUCUACGACAUCACCAACGUGCUGGAGGGCAUCCAGCUCAUCCGCAAGAAGUCCAAGAACCACAUCCAGUGGAUGGGGACAGGGAUCUUUGAGGACACGUCGGUGACGGUGAAGCAGCAGGUGCUGCGUGAUGAGCUGGCCGAGCUGGCCAAGACGGAGAGGACACUGGACCAGCUCCUCCAGGACUGCGCUCUGCAGCUAAAGCAGCUCACGGAUGACGAAGCCAACCAGAGGCUGGCGUACGUCACCUACCAGGACCUCCGCGCCAUCAGCAACUUCCAGGAGCAGACGGUGAUCGCCGUGAAGGCUCCCCCGGAGACGCGGCUGGAGGUGCCGGACUUCAGCGAGGGGGAUAAAAGUUCUGGCGGGCAGCCGGUGCUAGGUGGUGUCAGCCGGUGCCGGGCGCUGUUUGCACGAGAAGUGUCGUGCAGGCACUGGGCACCUCGGCAGGCGGCUGGGAGAAGCGUUUGCCCCGCUGGGGAUCUAGGCGCGAUGACAUGA